AUGCACCGCCUCCGCUAUCACCCUUACGCUGUGCCGGACCGCCGUGCAAGAUUCAAGGCUUUCGACCCCGUCGCAUAUCUUAUGCCGUUGUGUGUAGUAGAUGUGUUUUUCCCAUCUUCACCAACCACGUCGUCCGAGCCAUUUGGCGCCAGCAGAGCGAAUCUUACGCCGGGAUCCAGUGCUCCUCCCACCCGCGCCAAUCUAGUCUCUUCUAUUUCCCGAGAGAUCGAUGUCACGGAAUCUGGUGCUAUGAACUAUGUUAGGGGAACUAGGCCCCGCGUUCCCAACAGUCUUGGGCUAAGCUUUCAGAGUGACAACAACGCCUCACUCUCGAUCCAAAGCGUAUCGUCUGCAGCACGGUUUAUAUUUGCGAGCGACGACGACGACGACGGCUCGCAUGACGACUCUAGCGUCCCUGCCAGCCCCGUAUCGCACCUGGCGCCCACUCUUGCAACCGCUCUGUCCCCUCUCAUCGGCCUAGGAAACCUACCAAACUUCUCCAGGGCUCUUCGUGGCCAAGCGCCAGCAAGCUCCCUUGAUCUUCGGAGCCUCGAAGAGGUCAUGAAUGAACUCGAGCCUCCCGCAGGCGGAGAAGCCGCCCUGGUACGCUCCGAUUCUGGGCUUCUUCUGGACUUCUCGCUUGUCAUGCAACGCCGCUGGCGCCCUCAGGACCGACCUCGCGACGUUUGA
Molecule: messenger RNA, 690 nt
Organism: Peniophora sp. CBMAI 1063
Lineage: Eukaryota; Fungi; Basidiomycota; Agaricomycetes; Russulales; Peniophoraceae
Source: the annotation of a GenBank genome assembly